AUGAUACAAACAGAAUGGGCACUUCCUGAUCAGCUUGUUUACUCUGCCUUCCUACGUAUCUCGAGCUCACAUCCCAUUUCCAGCGCACCAGCAACGGAAGCAAUUUGCGCGUUCAUAUCCGAUGUGGUAGAAAAUAUCAAGGCGGGAGAUUGGUACUCUUCAACUGUUCAAACUUUCCUUGCCCGAUAUAUUUCCCGUGGACGUCCACUCAGCGGAUAUUUCAUCGUUUGUUGUGUAAUUGAAACGCUGUGGACAGUAUUGGCACAGGUUUUGGCACCACUUCCUGCUGAUAUCGUUCCAGGAGUUUCAGAAGCUGUUGCUGCAAAUAAAGCCUGGAACUCAUUGAUGCGACAGGCUGCCAUGGAGCUCGAUAUCGCCGACCAGAAGACCGUUUCUGCCCUGAAUAACGUCACCGACUAUGCCAUGCAAUGCUUCACCGACCUUCUCGUCCAGAUUGAGGAAAUGGACCAGGAGCCUUCUUUAGAUACGUAUGCUUGGCAGACUAUGUCAGAAAGUCUAAAAUUGGCGUCUGUAUGUUCAAUUGUACUUCGCAAAUUCGAUGACAAAUUGCUUCAACGGCUACUACUUUUGCUCAGUGACGAAGCUCCGAUCUUUGAUAAUCUUGUUCAGGAGGCUGCUCUCAAAGCCACCAUUGUUCUCGUUCAAAAUUUUCCUAGCAAAGCUUCGCAAUUGGCAGCUCAUCUUAGACGGUUUGUCACCUCGCCUAUCCCCAUUUUCGAGUUCGAAUUCGCGUCGGAAUCUCGAGCACCUCCACCUUUAGCCGCCGCCGCCAAAUAUCUUGCGUUAUGCAUCAGACUCGCUCCUGGCGAUGAUCUCAUAAUGUCAAACAUGUACUCGCUACUCAAUUAUAUCGCCGCAACCAGCAAAGAGAUAUACGAAAGCUCCAGUAAUUCACACUUACUGAAUUAUCCAUUAUAUCAGGGUCUCGAUCGUCAUUCAGUAGUGAACGUGGAGACCGGCUUACGAGGGCUCUCAGACGACCAAAAAAGAUUAGUCGGUAUCAGCACGAUUUCUGUGGUGACUAGGCUGGCUUUGGAGUUUCGCAUGGAAAAGAUGACCCGCUUGACCGUCUUAAUGUUGCUUCAACGCUUGCGGUCUGCUGAACCAACUGUGGAAGCAGCCAUUGCCUACAACCUUGUUGACCUUGCUUCAUCCGCACCCGACAGUUCCUUCAUUGAUAUAAUCAGAGCAUUCUCCAUGAUCAACCGCUCAGCCAACCCUGACGACCCAAGAUUCUCGAACAACAUGGUUCUUGCUGCCCAAACUCGUUUGGCACAAGAACUGCAUCGCCGCCCCGAGCUUUAUGAAAUAUAUCUCGUCGAGCUUCUUACGCUCUUUGCUGACAAGGGCGUCGCUACCCAGAACGUGAAGACCGAAAAUCAUCUCAUCAAGACUGAGAGACUUCCAAGUAAGAUAGAUGAUAUGAUCGAGCAGCUAGCUUCUCUCCUACUCCCCAUCGAUGCCUUGUUGUCACAUGAAGAUUUUACCCCUCCAAUCGACGAGUCGCCAACUUUGGUUUCCCUGUUCCGUAAUAUGUGGUUUCUCUGCAUACUAUUUCACUUUACGACAGAUGAUAAAGAGGCCACUGCUAUGGACUGGCAAAAACCUGCUUUGGCACGUAUCGCGACAAAAACACCCGCGAUGGUCAUGGAGGAAUCUCAUGAUUCCGUUGCUAGUGACGUGGAGUAUAACUCUGUCAUUCGACAAGACUAUGCGCAUACGGUCAUAUUUAAACAUCGUUCGUGUUUGACCAAGCACAUUUCGCUUCGUAGUAGCGACAUUCGUGGAUUGUCUUCAGGUCAAAUCAUCUUCCUGCUGACUAUGCAUGACAUGGAGAGCAUGCGCUCAGCCGCAGGCCUCACCUCUUCUCUCGUUUAUUACUUCAUCAACGAAAGCUUAAACAGACAUCCUGCUUUGAGUGCUUGUAUGGAUUCUAUUGCUGAAAAUGUCAUUCGGGGUUGUAUCAUUGACCUGAACACCGAGGCAGCCCAACAAGCAUUACCGGAAAGACUUUCGGCCGAACUCCGAACGUUGCUCAUCUGCGGCAUCCAUCGUAUGGCGAGAGCAAGAGAUGUAGCGUCAAAAUUCUUAAAUCGGCUAAUUUCAUCUUUCCCAUCGCUAAUGUGCGAUCCCCCGCUGGUAUUCGCUAUCUUGGAGGUUUUGACAUUGCUCCGGCGGGCUUGUGACAAUGAGUUCACUGACGAAAUAUGUCUCUUCAACCCUGUUUACGAGUUCGAAUCUAGGCGCACUGAAAUCAAGCUUCAUCUACCGGACAGUUACCAAGUUCGAAACGAAAUACUUGUUCAACUUCAACGGAAUGCCAAUACAUGGUUUGAACUUGCUCUUGGUCGUGCUCCACUCGAACUUCAGUCAACCUUACAGAAAUAUCUCGCAGUCGGUCAAAUUUCCUCCGAUGCUUCUGAACUUGGUGCAUAUAUCGCUGAGAAGUUUGGUAAAGCCAUAGGUCCCGUGCAACCGUCUUUGGCCAAAUUGUCAAACUGGAGCUCGGAUAAAGCCAAAGUGCUUGCCAGUCAAAUCGCCAGCAAGGGAUACUUUGCGGGAGAGGCGGCUGGUCUCAGGCUAGCAAGCCGUGUAGCCUCCGACCGACUUGAGCAGCUUCCCCCCCAAGAUGCCCCUUCAGGAGAACUCAUGGCAUUGAAGAAAAAGCUAGCAAAGUCCAUGAAGGAAAUACGCAGCAAAACCAGUACUCUAACUGUUCAGGACCUGAAACGACUUCUAUUUCGGUGCGCUGCUACUUUGAUAUCGUUGAAUAAGAGUGAUCACGAGCUAUUGCACUAUCUAGUAUCCAUUCCUUUCGAAGUGUCUACCCCUCCUUCAAUUUCAGCUGCCAUUGAAGUUUGGACGUGGGUCAUCGCCGAGAAACCGAGUAUCGAAGUUGCUCUUAUGAGCGAACUUCUCUCAGCCUGGACUGACACCAUCGAAAACGAAAAAGGUAUUUUUUCGACCAAUCUAAACUAUGACGACCCAUUCUAUCAUCCUAUCAGUUAUAGUCCUACUGAUAAAGACACCAUUGACCUCGGUGCUGCUAAUGCUCGUAGACUCUUAACACCUCAUGCAUUGGUUCCGCAAAUACUUCUUAGUCGUCUCCAAGCUGCCAGAUAUCGUAGACCGGGUGUCAUGUUCUUACUUCAACAUCUGGUACCACGAUCAGCUAGGACACACCAGUCAUUCAGUACCCAUGCUUUAGCUCGCGAAGCCCGAUUUUCAUUCUUGAUGUUUGGAUUCGAAACUUUAAGGAGCUCGCAUCUUGAUUCGUUUUGUGAGCAUACCAUAAGAGAAAGCCUUUAUACCAUAGCGUACGCCUGGUUUGCUGUUCGGCCGCAAUGGUCGUACGGUGCCAAUCGAGUUCAAAUCGAUGCAGAUGUCAAAGUGCUCUCCGAAUUCCUGUCGUAUUUGCAAGCAGAUUCAAUCCGUGAUACACUCACUGUUUCGAGUCUCGCGCCGUCGCAAUUCGCGCCUCGAGCUUCUUUACGCAUCCCGUGUCGGGACAUCAAUCAGCCCCUUCGUUUGUUGGUCGAGAACGAAAUUUUCCGUCUCAAGCUUAAAAGCGGCACAGAUCAUAUUGGGAUGACAUUGAUCGAGGUCGAAUCCACACAACAGAGCUCGUGGCCUGCUUUGAUACGGACUCUCUGGCAACUUAACCCAGCGAUUGCUGUUUACUUAACGGAACGCUUCAAGUCGAACGUCAUCAGCAGUGAAGUGACCAAACUCGUGCGGUCUUCUACAGCCGAUGUGUUGGAUGUGCCCGAAGCUUUCAACUUCCUGCUCGGGGAAGGGGUAGAGUUGGCAGCAUUGCUUCCUUUGUGGGCACCUGUGCCACCAGUGACCGCCAACACAUUCUUUGAACCACGCUACAAGAGCGAUCAUCUUCUCCUGCAAUAUGCGCAUCGAGUAUUGGAGCAACACCCAGUGGAGCUUACAUUUUUCUUCGUUCCGCAGGUAGUCCAGGCUCUUACAUAUGAUGAACUUGGUUACGUCUCUCGAUUCAUCUUUGAAACAGCAAAAAUUUCGCAGAUCUUCUGCCAUCAAAUCAUAUGGAACAUGAAAGCCAAUUGUUACAAAGAUGAUUUAGCUGAAAUUGAAGAUCCAAUGAAACCCAUGCUGGACCUUAUAACAACUCGGGUGGUCAAUUCUCUCUCGGGGGAGGCACGAGCUUUAUACGAUCGUGAAUUUGGUUUCUUCAACGAAGUAACAUCGAUCUCAGGGAAGCUAAAACCAUUCAUUAAGAAGACGAAGCCCGAGAAAAAAGCCAACAUCGACGAAGAGAUGGCAAAGAUCGUAGUGGACGUUGGAGUAUACCUUCCCAGUAAUCCUGAUGGCGUCGUAGUGGAUAUACACAAGAAAUCAGGCAGACCUCUUCAGAGUCACGCGAAGGCCCCCUUCAUGGCAACGUUUAAGGUUCGCAAGGAGCGCAUAUCUAUUGAGAAGGAUCCUGAAUCUCUGGGCGACAAUGGAAUCGAGCGUCAUGUCGAAUUUGAUGUUUGGCAACAGACAAUCUUCAAAGUCGGAGAUGACUGCCGUCAGGAUGUUCUAGCGCUACAGGUUAUCGCGAUGUUCAAAAACAUAUUUACCUCAGUCGGGCUGACACUUUAUCUUUAUCCGUAUCGUGUAACGGCUACCGCACCGGGUUGUGGUGUUAUCGAUGUCGUGCCAAACGCCACUUCUAGGGACGAGAUGGGGCGUGCUAAACGCGCGCGGUUGAAUUUCAUUCAGUCUAUGGCUGCCUACGCCGUAGCGUGUUACAUUUUGCAAAUCAAGGAUCGCCACAAUGGAAACAUCAUGAUAGACGGCGAAGGUCAUAUCGUCCACAUUGGUGACGUCAAAUUCGAGCCAUCAUCUUUCAAGCUCAAGCACGAAAUGAUUGUGUUGAUGGGUGGACGGUAUUCACAGGGAUACCAGCUUUUCCAGCAUCUGACCGUUAAAGCAUUCCUCGCCAUUCGCCCUUAUGCUGACCAACUAGUCGAUACUGUGCAGCUGAUGCUACGCACCGGCCUUCCUUCCUUGAAAGGAGAAGGCAUAAUCAAGCGUUUGAGGGACCGCUACGCGUUAGGGCUAAAUGAGCGACUGGCAGCGGAGUAUAUGAUGGGUGUGAUUAAGAACGCGCACCAGAAUGUGAGGAGUACGGUUUAUGACGAAUUUCAAAGAGCGAAUCAGUCUUUUCUCGAAGAGGAGGAGGAGGAAAAGGAUCAGUUAGAGAGCGACGCGGAAGGAGACGUAGAACCCGGAGCGCCAUUGGCAAAUUUGUCCAAAUCGCAAAGCAAGAGGCGAAUAUCUUGUGAUACACAUUCAAACGUUCGGGGGCAGAACCGGGGUGAUGACUCUUCGGAUGGAGAAGUACCACAGAGCUUCAUGAUUAAAGCAACGUUGAAGAGACCGAGGAAGCCGCCGACAUCGUCUUUGAAAGGUAAAGAACCUGCCCGAAGACGUCAACAACCUCUACAUUCAGCUCCAAGUAGGAGAAAGAUACCGCCUUUGCUACCUACCCAUACAGUCUCAAUACCUCUAAAGCCUUCAGAGGUCGAUGAAGGGCCCACUACUCCCGGUGACACAUUCAGCCAAGCUUCCGAACGUGAACGUCCAAAGCAGAUGCGCGGGCUGGACGCUUAUGAACGUGCAUUAUGGAAUUGGGUGAAUGUGUACAACUUAGAUGCGUUCCUACAAGAUGUAUCUCUACUACGAAGGGAAAGGAAUAUAUAG
Molecule: messenger RNA, 5739 nt
Organism: Lentinula edodes (shiitake mushroom)
Lineage: Eukaryota; Fungi; Basidiomycota; Agaricomycetes; Agaricales; Omphalotaceae
Exons: 31
Coding region: 1-5739 (1912 amino acids)
Biological process (GO): phosphatidylinositol phosphate biosynthetic process; phosphatidylinositol-mediated signaling
Cellular component (GO): cytoplasm; plasma membrane
Molecular function (GO): 1-phosphatidylinositol 4-kinase activity
Source: RefSeq, a predicted model, not a curated record